Brenthis ino (lesser marbled fritillary) is the source of this 753-nucleotide messenger RNA. Lineage: Eukaryota; Metazoa; Arthropoda; Insecta; Lepidoptera; Nymphalidae. The record is from the annotation of a GenBank genome assembly.
AUGGGGAAUAAAGUAGUAACAUUUACAGAACAACAACUAGAAGAUUACCAGGACUGUACAUUUUUUACGAGGAAGGAAAUACUACGGACUAAAGCAUUUUUUCUGACUUUUAUCAAACAGCGUAUCUUUGAAAUACCAUUAUUAAAGAAAGAAUUUCAUUGUAUCUGCUUGAUACGCUACCACUAUAGCACACAGUUAUCGAUUAACUUCACGUUAUUUCAGUCGAGCUCCUUUCUAUUUAAUUAUUGUAUCACGUGCGCAAAUAUUCAGUUAGUAUUCAAAAGGUUUAGAGAAGUGAAUCCAGAGCUUGUACCAAAGCGAAUGACUGAAAACCAAGCUCACACGAUAGCUGUUCCAGUUGAGGAAAUAGAAAAACUUCCGGAACUAAAGGAAAACCCUUUCAAGAGGCGUAUUUGCCAAGUCUUCUCCCAUGACGGAACCGGUAAUUUGACGUUUGAAGAUUUCUUAGACAUGAUGUCGGUGUUCAGCGAAGCAGCGCCACGAGAUAUUAAAGCCUGGUACGCCUUCCGUAUUUACGACCUAGAUGACGACAUGUACAUCGGUAGAGAAGAUUUGCUUGAGGCUACAAGACUUCUAACUAAAGGGGAACUGCAAGCCCAAGAACGUGAUGAAAUAGUGGCCAGUGUGUUGGACGAGGCCGACGUCGAUGGCGACGGACGACUCUCGUUCAUGGACUUUGAACACGUCGUUGUUCGUGCACCAGAUUUCCUAUCUACGUUCCAUAUAAGAGUG